AGCCGUUAUUUCACCUGGCUGGUGAUUGUCGUAUGGGGUGCGGCGCCCACUUUUAUACCCCACUGGCUGUGGGCUGAGUCCCUGUUCAACGCGUGGUUCGUGUGCGUUAUGCUCCGGUACGCCAUAUCGUUGAACACCACGUUUCUCAUUAACAGUGUCGCCCAUAUGUAUGGCAUGAAGCCGUACGACAAGAAUAUAGCGUCGGUUGAGGCAAAUGUGCGCCAAUUUAUGGUCGGCGAAGGCUUUCACAACUAUCACCACACGUUUCCUAACGAUUACUCGGCUUCAGAGUUGGGUGCCAUCGACUCAUUCAACCCGCAGACGGCAUUUAUAGACAUGUUUGCGGCCAUCGGUUGG
Medioppia subpectinata is the source of this 357-nucleotide messenger RNA. The record is from the annotation of a GenBank genome assembly. Lineage: Eukaryota; Metazoa; Arthropoda; Arachnida; Sarcoptiformes; Oppiidae.